Molecule: messenger RNA, 645 nt
Organism: Nematocida minor
Lineage: Eukaryota; Fungi; Microsporidia
Exons: 1
Coding region: 1-645 (214 amino acids)
Source: RefSeq, a predicted model, not a curated record
AUGAAGGCAAGUGACGUAUUAAAGAAAGAGAUAAUAUACAAAUGGGCAGAGGAAAUCGUGAAAGAAAUAGAAGAAGACUCUAUUUUGAUUUUAAAGUACGACCUCGUGGUGACCACGUGGCUGGAAGAGAUAAACAAGCUGAUCUCAAUGGUCAAAAUAAAGAACGCGUGCACAAGACUCACCUGUCCAAAGUCUUGCCCCACGUGCGUGAACGUAAUCGACAUUAUAAGAAAAGAAAAAAGAGCUGUCUGCAUAAACUGCAAGUCUCUUAAGCUGCUGUAUGUGAAAGUGAGCGAAAUGAGGUACCACCCCGUAAAGCUUAUUACAAUUGGAAGAGAAGUGGCAGAGUUCUUUGAAGAGGCAGAGGAUGUCGACAUUAUUGACGCAAACGAGAGCAAAGUGUUUCUGCCCCCCAAGCUGUACAGCUUUAUCAAGACAGUGGACAGGGAGUACUUGAGCCCCGUGCUGAUCGUAAGGAUGCUGAGGUAUUUGGAGCACGAGAAAAGUGCGCGAAAGAACAGGAACAUUGACGAGAUCAUCCACGGGCUCCGCGUGAGCUUCUUAUUUGACCCGGUGCACAUAGAGACAACGCGUCUGAAUCUGUACAGACAGAAUAAGGCGGAAAAACAGGCAGUAUCAAAGUAG